This is a messenger RNA of Cricetulus griseus (Chinese hamster), 3284 nucleotides long. NCBI's taxonomy places the organism in Eukaryota, Metazoa, Chordata, Mammalia, Rodentia, Cricetidae. The record is from RefSeq and is a predicted model, not a curated record.
GGCAAAGUCGAGUAUCUGGUGAAGUGGAAAGGAUGGCCCCCCAAGUACAGCACAUGGGAGCCAGAGGAGCACAUCCUGGAUCCCCGCCUUGUCAUGGCCUACGAGGAGAAGGAGGAGAGAGAUCGAGCAUCAGGGUAUAGGAAGAGAGGUCCGAAACCCAAGCGGCUUCCGCUGCAGCAGCUGUACAGCAUGGACCUACGGAGCUCCCACAAAGCUAAGGGCAAGGAGGAGCUCUGCUUCUCUCUGACAUGCCCACUCGGCAGCGGGAGCCCCCGGGGGGGGGCAGUGGUCAAGGCGGGGGCAGCUGAGCUGGUGGACAAGGGCCCCUUGGUGCCUAUCCUGCCCUUCCCGCUCUGCAAGCCGUGCAAGGCCCACAAGUACCUGCGGCUCUCACACAAGAAGUUCCCGCCACGCAGCGGGCCCCACCUGGAGAGUCACAGCCAUCGACGGGAGCUCUCCCUGCAGGAGCCACCAGCCCCAGAUGUCCUGCAGCCCACCGGCGACUGGGAGCCUACGGAGCAGCGCCCUGAGGAGGAGGAGGAGGAGGAGGAAGAGGAGGAGGCAGAAGCAGACCUGGCCAGUGGGCCCCCUCCCUGGACACCCACGCCCCCCUCAAGUGAAGUGACCGUGACUGACAUCACCGCCAACUCCGUCACCGUCACCUUCCGUGAGGCUCAGACUGCCGAGGGCUUCUUCCGAGACCGAAGUGGAGACCGAAGUGGGAAGCUGUGAACAGCGGCUUCCCCUCUUAAACUGUGUCCCUUGGGGCUUGGGUGAGGAAUUCCAGAGACAGGAGGGGCUGGGAGCAGGGCAAAUACUUUAUUUUUUUAAAAAAGCAGAAGCAUGAGGAAGACCCUACCACCCUGCCCUUGCCCCAUGAGGGUUGUUUACAAAGGGGCCUCUGGGACAGGGAGGGAAGGCAGUGUUGCCUGGGUCUCAUCUCCAGAUGGUGAUGGACUCUCUCUCCUGCCCAGUACACCUCUAUUACUAUCUUGCAGAGACUGAUCCUAGAGGUCGAGGAGCCCAGGAGGUCCAGAUCUUGCCUUGAGGAGUCACCAGCUCUCUGGUGGUGUCUACUCCCUGUUCCUUGGCUUGGGUCUCAACUAUGAACUUUCUACUCCAGCUUUGUGGUGGGACAUGGAGGCUGGCUUUGGCCACCAGGGACAGGAUCAGGACGAAGGGUGUGGCCUGGACCAGAGAAGAGGCUGCCUACCAAGCCUUCUCUGAACGUGCUGCUCCCUCCAUCACUGGCCUGUGUAGAUGCCCGUGAACACAUUGAGCCACCCCAGUGUGGACACACUGCCUGUGUGUGUUCUCCCUGCCCCGUGUCUUAGACCUGUCCACAUGGACCUUGCACACCUUUAGAACUGACCACGUGAACAUGGAGUAAUUCACAGCACAAAUGAACUUGCUACGGCACCUUCACUCCACCUUGCACAUCUGCCAUGACAGGAUCAGUCUGUGUGGCAGGAUCAGACAGCUUGGGCCCAGCCUGGACCUGGUGGCAUCUGAUCUUUCAGCGACAGAUAGGACCAGGCUUCAGGUAUGCAAGGUGCAGAUGCUUCCACCCAAUAUCGCAGACAUUUGGCCCUUCCUUUCUCCCACAGGAGUUCAUGUUCUUUCAGACUCAGGUGACUUCCAGCACCCCACCCCACCCCUCUCUGCCCUCUCCUGCAGCUCAGCUGAUCUGGGUAUCCAUGGAUGCCAGUGGGUGUGGGCAGUCAGGGAGGGAGUGUCCCCUCUCUUUCUCAGGGCAGUCCUUGUCUUCUGUGUUCCCUCCCCACCCACCUGAAUGACACAGCUAAGGGUGCCCCUCAUACCUUGUGGGGAUUGAACUAUGAACUGCUGCACUCAAGCCUGUGUUCCUGGUGAGGGGAAGUUUGCUAGUUUGCACAGGUACCCUAUAGGCUAAUACCUUCCUACCUGAGGAGGGACAACUCCCUUGUCAAGGUCGCAUUGCUCUCACUCCCUGCCAUCACAGGAACCUGUGUGGCUGGGUCCCAACAGCCCCCAAUUCUGUUUUUAGGAGGCCAUCAGAGUUUGCAGGAGCCAGGUUAAGGUGACUCUUAGACUCUCCCAUUCCCAAACCAAAGAGCCUAUACCCUGUGUCUGUCUGGGGUUUGUCCGUGGUCUCCCCCUCCUCAAUUCUCAGUUGUCCAGGGUUAACUCAGUUCUUCCAUUGGGGGCAGUCUCCUGUGGUGACUUGCUUCACUUCUAUCCUGAAUCUAGAGAAUGUUGGGGUAGGGCAGGGCAGGGAGAGUCAGGAGGAGCCCCAGCUCCUGGCAGAGAAGGUGAGGGUGGGUGGCUAAAACUUUGCUUUGCCAGUUUUUGUGGUUUGCUAGUCCACAAUACUGGGGGACAGCAUCCAGUGGAUGUCACGCUCCCCGUCCUUAGUGGCGUGAGACUAAAUGCCUGUAUAACUUGGAUCAUGAGGCUUGGGUGGUUGGGGGAGAAGGGGACUUUCCGGGCAGCUGUCUUCUGUCUUUAGCAGCAGGCAGUGUCCAUUUCUCUCACAUGACCCUUUAUGACACCCACUAACUCGGGGAGAUUGUGGCCUAAGCUGGAGAUCCCUCUGGGCAGUCAUGUGGCUAUGGACUGACUUCCUAGAGAGAAUGGCUGCAGGCUUUGAGAGGCUGCAUGGUCUUCUCCUGGCCUGAAGCUAUCCAAGUGGACAGUACCACCCCCCCACACACACACACACACACACACUAACCCCCUACAAGGCCAGUACUAGAUUGAGGAGUGGUGGCCACCUGCCUAUCUUUCCCUUGGCCCUUUCCCAUUUGAAUGUAGAGGUUGACUAGUACUUUUCUCUCACUGUGGGCUGGGAUAAAGAUGUGCCUCAGCCUCUGGUGUGGACACUCGAAGUGCCACAGUUGAGCCCGUUUGGGCUGUGUGGUUAUCAUCUGGUAAGAUGGUGAUCUCAUUGCCAAGUUCCUCCCACCUCCUGCCCACUGGGGAAGCUCAGUGUCAGUGAGGUGGUAUAGGUUUUUGCUUUAAGUGGCGAGCCAGACCUGGCCGCCAGGUCUCAGCACAAGACCGCUCGCUUCCUUUGCACAGAAUGAGCUUCGAGCCUUGUUCAGACUACAUGAAUGUAUCGGGAGGGGUUGGGAGGGGCUCAGGCCUUCCCCUGGGACAUGUGCUGGGGAGAGGCAGCAGGUGCAGAGUGUGGUUUUAUUUUUGUACUGAUGGGUAAGAGAUUGUAUAGCAUCUAUUUAUUUGAUUUAUCUGGUAGAUUAGGCAAAAAUUAUUAAAACUACAUUAAAAUGGUUUUUAAAAUCCUA